Molecule: messenger RNA, 2731 nt
Organism: Octopus sinensis (East Asian common octopus)
Lineage: Eukaryota; Metazoa; Mollusca; Cephalopoda; Octopoda; Octopodidae
Product: poly(rC)-binding protein 3
Exons: 13
Coding region: 254-1351 (365 amino acids)
Biological process (GO): regulation of gene expression; regulation of RNA metabolic process
Cellular component (GO): cytoplasm; nucleus
Molecular function (GO): mRNA binding
Source: RefSeq, a predicted model, not a curated record
UUUUCUAUUUUAUUUCCAGUUUGCAACAAUGCUUAGGAUACAAGUUAUUAGAGCACUGGUAAUGACUAGAUGAAUUCUUCUUCGUUAAUGUACACCUAAUUAUUGUUACAGUUGCCUGAAUACAUUUACCUCUGGUUAUUUGAUCUAAGCAAAAUUUUCAAAAUAUAUUGAUUAAGAAGAAAAAUGAGUUUCAUUUUCUUUUAAAAAGCUGAAGCCACAGUGCCAAAAAACAACUGGAUAGUGCUUAAUUGUCAUGGCAACAGAGAGAAAGAUGGUGCAACAAAACGAUAACAGUCCAUGUCCAAUCCAGACAGCUGCAAUACUUACUGUGAGAAUGGUGAUGCAAGGAAAAGAAGUAGGAAGUAUAAUUGGAAAGAAAGGAGAUAAUAUCAAGAAAUUCAGAGAAGAAAGUGGAGCUAAAAUUAACAUAUCAGAUGGCUCUUGCCCAGAACGAAUAGUAACAAUUACAGGUUCUUUAGAGAGCAUUAACAGAGCCUUUACAAUGAUUUGUAAAAAAUUUGAAGAGGAUCUUCAGAACACACCUACGGUGCCUAAGCCUCCUGUUACUCUCCGAUUGGUUGUGCCAGCCAGCCAAUGUGGCUCUUUAAUUGGAAAAGGAGGCUCAAAAAUUAAAGAAAUCCGAGAAAGUACUGGGGCCUCAAUUCAGGUAGCCAGUGAAAUGCUUCCCAAUUCUACUGAACGGGCUGUGACAAUAUCAGGGACGGCAGAUGCAAUUAUACAAUGUAUCCAAAGUAUCUGUUCUAUUAUGUUGGAAGUCAACAAUGGAGUGGCUACCACAGACCCUUUCUUACACUCUCCUACUUAUCCUCUAAAUUCCUUUUACCUUCCUUUUCUCCAGUCCCCUCCUAAGGGAGCAACCAUCCCAUACCGUCCAAAACCUGUAAUGCCUCCAGUGAUAUUUGCUGGUGGACAGGCAUAUACCAUUCAAGGACAAGUACCAGUUCCAAGCCCAGAAGUCAAUAAACUGCAUCAUCAAUUUUCUUUGGGACAGACUGUACCAAUUAUCCCUGCAGCGUCUCAAACAUUGUUACCAGGACAUCUUUCUCUCCCAGGUGUUUCUCCAGUUUCAUUUUCUCGACCAAACAAUGCAGCUGCUACAGUACAAAAUAGUCAACAAACAACUGAAAUGUCAAUACCAAAUGAUUUGAUUGGGUGUAUUAUAGGACGUGCUGGACAGAAAAUCAAUGAAAUUAGACAAAUUUCAGGUGCUACAAUAAAGAUUUCUAAUGCAGAAGAAGGUUCUUCUGAUAGAAAAGUAACAAUAACUGGAACUCCUGAUACAAUUGGGUUAGCUCAGUACCUCAUUAACACCAGUUGCCCUGCAGCCUGAAGCGUGAUUUUGUGUCUUUGUAGGAUAACAACAGAAGUUUGUGGAAUGGGAAUUCGCUAGGUAGAUGACGUUUGGACCAUUUAAAUAUCGAGAUCACGAAAAGCCACUACAGCAAUCUGAUCUACUGUUAUUCAUAAUGUUUAUGUCUUAUUUCAUACAUUUUCACGUGCUUGAUCAUGUGUACAUUUAGUUAAUCAUUGUGUUUACCUACAACUAUUUUCCACUGUGUUCUGUGUGAGCUACUGCGUUUGAGCACUAACCAAAAUUUGUGGUGAUGUUGGAAUGUUUACCCUAUCAAGUAGAAGUUUAGUUGCACCUAUUUCUUAAAAUAUCCUGCAGUUAGAGUGGAGUGCUCAACCUUAAUGUUGGCCAAUAUUUCACUCAUCUAAAUACUUAAGUCUCUGUGUGCUAGUGUGUGUGUAUGUGAUUUGCAUGUUUGCAUACUUAUCAACUUACCUUUCUAACCUUUUAGAUAAUAUAUCAAUUCAUAUAGUAACUGAGUUGUUAUUAAAACUGAUGAACUUAUCUGAAUACAUGAUACAUCUACAUUUAUGCAGAUGUAUCCAUGUAUAUACCUUUAGGUAAUGAUAUAAAUAAAGUGAUAAAUAAAAUAAAGUAAUAAAUAAAGUAAAGUAAUAAAUUUUCAAUCAAAUUUGCAAUUGUAAAACUUAAGUCCCCAAUACUUUAUAUUUUAAUUUUAUUUUCUGAGGUACUACUUUGAUAAUUUUAUAUAAAAAAAAUCUGUGGUGUUUAUUAUGAAAAAAUCAAAUUGACGAAUGAACAGAACUAGAAUUUAAAAUGUUCCUAUAUUGAUAAUCUAAAUCCCAUUUUUGUUACUAGUUACUCGGAGAAACCUUAUACAAUUAUAAGUAGCAAAUGAGGUGUAUUAUGAUGACAAGUGUUCAUAAAUAUUGAUAUCUACUUAAAUACAUAAAUAUAUAUUGUGUACAAACAUAUACACACAUACACACCACUCACACACACAUUAUCUAUAAAAUUAACCUCUACAUAUGUGCAGUUUCUUAUGUGUAAACACAGACCAGAGUUUGCCUUGCUUGCUAUUUUAUAGUAUCAAAUAUUUUAGAAAAUUUGCAUCAUGUAAUAAUACAUGUUGUAAUAGAAGUAGUUCAUUAUAGUAAAAAAUGUUUGCUUCUAAAACAUACAUUAUUUUUAUUGCAAGAUUAAUAUCAGAAAUCAAAGCAUCUUAUAUCAUAGUUCAUCACAUAUGUCCUAAAUAUAAUUAUAUAGAAAUUAGUUUACCUAUAUGUUGCUCUAUAGUUAUUCAUAAAUACUUUAUUUACAUACACAUAUUUACAUACAUAUGAAUACAUACAUGCACAUACACACACACACAGAGCAUAUGUGUAUGUAUAUAUAUAU